This is a messenger RNA of Lobosporangium transversale, 1963 nucleotides long. RefSeq lists its product as hypothetical. Bases 285 to 1754 code for a protein of 489 amino acids. The record is from RefSeq and is a predicted model, not a curated record. NCBI's taxonomy places the organism in Eukaryota, Fungi, Mortierellomycota, Mortierellomycetes, Mortierellales, Mortierellaceae. The transcript is spliced from 3 exons.
UCUCCCUUUUCUCUUUUCUCUUCUCCUCUUUUCUACUCUUCUCUCAAGUUAUUUUAUUUUAUUUUAUUUUUUCUUAAAAAAAAAAAAAACACAUUAUUGUUAUUGUUGAACUGACCACAAUAUCAACACCGUUCACGAAUUCACCUCUUACUUCCUUCAGAUCAGCAGACGUAGACGUCUUUCCUUUUUUCUUUUUUCUUUAUCAUAACUUAACCAAGGUGAUAACGAGAAAAGUGUAUCAUCAACUUGUAAAAAAAAAAAAAAAAAAAAAAAGUAAAGAGAGAAUGGAGGACAUCAACACCCAAUCCCCAGCUCAGACUGGUUCUGUCUCGCCAUUUCAACCACAAUCACAACCACAGAAACAACCACAGCCAUAUAUCCAUGCCCACCCACAACAAUCACAAUCUCUCAACCAGACAUCCAUAUCUUAUAGCCCUCCUUCUCUUCCCCCUCCACCAUCUAUCACUCCCAUCUUCUCACACUUGUCCUCACCUUCAUUACCUUCCCCUCCUGUAUCUGCACUCUCAUCCAAACUUGUCACACCAGAUCACCUCUCCCAUCCAAUAUCUUCAACACUCUCCACACCAGCAUCAAAGCCCAAAACUCUGUCAUCAACUACGUUUUCGUCUGCAAAUAACCAUCAUCAGAACAGCACACUUCGUCAAGACGUUCAACAGCACUCUGAAGCCAUGGACGUGGAUGAGUUCAGAUCCCAAGAUCAAAAGAGAAAUGAUGCUAUACAACCUACUCUAAAACAACAUCCUCACCACUUACAACUCCACAAAAUCCUUGAUGACGAUGAUGCAGAUGAGCUUACGAGCCUAUCAUCUUCACUAUCCAUGAAUAGUGAGAAUGAUGCCUUCAGCAGAGUUCUCGACCCAACGCGCCGCGGCCCUUCUACGACUUCACUGGCUCGAAAACGUCCGUCCGUCGCCGAAUCUCAUUCGGAUUCUGAAUCGCAAUUCGAUUCGACCGUAGAAUCCCAUCCUAAUUCAGAUUCAGAAUCAGAUCCUGAUCUAGAGUCCAAACCUUCGUCUCCGAGGGAGCUCAAGUUUCUGGCGCACAGUCAACCCAAUGUUACGACCGCCGUCAAAACCUCGUCGAACGAUGUCCGGAGGAAGAGUCUACAGCAUCUAGCACAUCGUCAAGACCACACCAAUACUGUUGACUCGACUCAGUCCAUGAGCAUAGAUAAUUACAGCCAAAAUCCUCAUCACCAUCACCGACGAAACCACCAUGAUCUGGUUUUGUAUCAUGAUCAUCCUUUGCAGGGUCUAGAUGUGUUGGCCACGGCCGCACGACAGAUGCCGCGUCGGGAAGUCCCCUUUGAAAACACUGCUUCUCUCCAAGAUGACUCGAAUGCAAGCGAGAGUGAAGGGAGCCUAGCUCUCGAAGGCAUCGAUAGCUCUCGUAAGUGGCCCUCCAUGUCCGAGGGUGAAUACAAGUCCAAAGUCAAGGACGAUGUAGGAAGUGAUCGUCUCGAGAGACAGGGAGGUUCUAUAGGUCAUGGACAUGGCCAACAUUAUCACCGUCAUCAUGAUCAUAUCCCAUCAACUUCAAGACAACCUAUUGGAAUGACCACAUCGACGGGCUUUUCCAUGACAAGUGCAAGCCGGGUCAAGGAUUCUAUUACCAAAGAUUCCGCGCCUCGAAAAUGGAUCUGUAGGCAAGUUUCUGUCAAGACCCUUGGAGGCGAGAUGAUGAUGCCCAUCUGGUUCUCAGACCCAUUUCAUCCUUUUUGUAUAGCUGUCUAAGUAUACAUUUUUCGUUUCAAUUACACCAACGCGUUGCCCCUGUAUACACAAUCAGCAGGACACAAAAAAAAAAAACAAAACAGGGGGAUUACUUCUGUAACUAUAAUUAAUCAGCCUGUUUUUUUUUUUGUGUUCACUUUCCGACCUGCAGAUUCAUUUUUGGCGGGAAGAAAUUUGAAUACUCGGGGGAAGAGGAGAGAGGAACACAG